This is a messenger RNA of Rasamsonia emersonii CBS 393.64, 513 nucleotides long. RefSeq lists its product as uncharacterized. Bases 1 to 513 code for a protein of 170 amino acids. The record is from RefSeq and is a predicted model, not a curated record. The transcript is spliced from 3 exons. NCBI's taxonomy places the organism in Eukaryota, Fungi, Ascomycota, Eurotiomycetes, Eurotiales, Trichocomaceae.
AUGGCGCACGGCCCGUUAGGACGACGUCCUUUUAUUUCUCAUGCAACGCAUGGAGGCAAUGGAGAAGCGCUUCUAAACGGAAUUCAAGUCUCUAGCCACUGGUAUGACCCCUCCACCGACUGUUCCAUCAAAAAAAAAAAGCUGCAGCCCCGUCCUCUACUAUACGAUAUGAGGACGGGCAACAGGCCCCAGGAGGCCACCCCUGCCCCUGAGCCAAAGCCAAAGCCAAAGCCAGAGCCAGAGCCAGAGCUAGAGCCAGAGCCUAAGCCAGCCUCUACCCCAUCAGUCUCCGAGGAGGACAGCAGGGGGAGGGGGAUGCGAUGGUCCCUCGGGCGAUCAAUGAAGCGUCUCAGAAAGCGGAUGCCGAGCUUUGGACGCCCAACUGGAACCCGUGACAGCCACAGCCCCAGUAACAAAGUCUGGUAUAUCGUGUUUGCAUUGUCGUGGGAGCUUUUGCGCCAUUCGAAUGGUUGUGUCAACCGGCAGCUAUCAUUCAUACUAGGGGUUCACUAG